Messenger RNA from Exaiptasia diaphana, 1799 nucleotides. RefSeq lists its product as uncharacterized. NCBI's taxonomy places the organism in Eukaryota, Metazoa, Cnidaria, Anthozoa, Actiniaria, Aiptasiidae. The record is from RefSeq and is a predicted model, not a curated record.
UCUGGCAGCUCGAACCUGCGAUAUUCAUUAUUUGUUUCAGAUGGAAUUCUGUUCACGAAAGGUCGAUGCAUGUCAACUGAUUGGCACGGUUCCCAGAAACGGCAUGCAAAUAUUUAGCUUUAUAUAUUAAUCAGGCACUGUUGUCAGGAAACAAUGAGGUAACGCCUAUUCCGUGAAAAGCUGCUUCCAAGAACUGAUCUUUUGCUCGGAGAAUUUGCUUGCUUCUUUAGACGAUAUCAUGGCCCUCGCGAAGAAAGACGUGGUCAUUGGAGGAGAAACCUUUUUCCUUGACCAAAUUCCUGACGCAAAGUCUGCUUUGGUUGCACUUAUCAAAGACGAUGCUCUGGGCGACGUAGACUUGAAAGGCCUUGUCACCGAUCUCUCCAAUCUCGGCAAAUUCAUUCGUGUCGCGUAUAAUGGAGUCGCGGGCCACACUGAGCUGCAGAUUAAAGUCGAACGUGUUGGUUUAAAGAUAGCUAAACUGGCAGGCAAGUCGGAUGUAGCCGUUCACAGUUUCAGGACCACAUCGAGGGAUGUUCUGCAAGAGCUAAAAGGGACCUAUGAGUAUCUCUUGGAUGGCUUGGAAGAAAUGGCGCUCGUGACUCUCUCUGGUUUAGCCACAUUGGCUGAGAAGAUGGCAAAGGCAUCUGAAGAGCUGCACAAGGACUUUGAAUUAGCCGCAGGUGAUGUAGAAAAUGCUCUGGAGGACACUCGGAAAUUUAAAGGUUUAGAAGAAGAACAAAGGAAGAAACUGAACAAGCAACAAGAGGAAUUUGCUAAGGAGUUGAAAAAGGCCGAACAACUAAAAGGGGAAGCCGAUGAGGCUGAGAGAAAUGCCGAGGAACUGUAUUACGAGGCUCAAAAACACGAAUAUAAAGCAUAUGACGACUACGGUAGCUUUAUGAAAACCGUGGUCGAUGGGCUCGCUAAAGUUUUGAAUGCAGGUGCAUUGGCAGUUUCUUUAGAACCUAAAAAGGCCUUGGAAAAGUUAUCACAGAUUGGAGACAAAACUGCCUACAAAGAGGCUAUGGAUAAAGCCCGUGAGGAGAAAAUGAAACAUUUAGAGGUAAAGCAGAAACAACAAGACAUGAGACGAGAAGCGAAUCAGCAGUGCAUCGAGUUUGCAGAGCGAAUCAAGAACUGCCGAAGUGACGAUGAACUUGCACAAGUCGCCAUUGAUGCCCUACAUAACUCGGUGGGAGCCUUGAAAUCCUAAGUGGGUAGCUUUGGACGAGGUUUGUGGCAAUUACAUGCAGCAGAUCAAAGACACACGUGGAGAUCUCUACAAAUACCUCGAAGAGAACCCAACGAUCGAGCAAUCCCGCCGAAACGUGCGUGACCUGGCCAUCACAUUUAUGAAAGAUUUGCAGAAAGCACAGAAUGACCUAGAGAAAAAAGACCUUCAGACAGCUCAAGAGAUCAAGGAGCUCAAGGAAUAAAAAAGCGCAUAUUUGAGGACUCUUUUCAUUUCAUUCUUUUCUCAUUGCUUAUGAUUAUUUUAUAAAGUCUUUAUCGGGAUUUAGGUUAGGUAGGAUAAGGUAGAUUGAAACAUAACAAACAUGAAUCAAAGAGAGAACGAACUUUCAGCACUGAAACGACUUUUAAAUUUAAUUUUCUUUUAUGAAAAUGCCUGAAAGUUUUCGAUUUAAAAUCYUGUAAAGUGUCYGGCUGCCAAUCUCGAUUUCCAUAUUGUAUGAAAUCGAUCWUUUUUUAGUGCAUUUCAAUUUCAUGUACUAGGUAUAUUACAUGUAGUAGUAAACACAUUUGAAGUUGUCAAAUAAAAAAAUCAUUUUGUUUCA